AUGGGACGUGGAAGUAAAGGGGCAGUUCGACUCUGGCUGUCACUGCAUAUAAUCUGGUUAGUGUUCAGUAUCCUAAACGUGACCCACGGAAGAAGACCCUGUGGCUUCUACGCAGUGCUGGUGCCAUUCACGUUGGCGGGUCUUGCUAUGCUGGUCGUGGAUAUCGUGUUUAUGGCUAUGUUUAUAGAGGACAUUGCUGAGUGCAAUACAGAAAUUGCAAUCCUCGAUUAUAUGAACCGUGGUGGCAAAUCGCUUCGCUGGAUCAUCAAGGUCUACCCCUGGCACACGGUCCAGGAACUGCAGCAUGCAACACUCGAAGAUACCUCGUGGAUUCCACUCCUAUUCGCGUAUGCCAGCUGCAGAGGUGUGGUCCAGUGGAUUGUCAACUUUUGGCUGGUUAAGGACAACUAUUUUGCUGGUCUUGCGUUUUACAGACAAUUACAGAAAGAAGCUUACAAAAGCCGUGUUCGUCUCAAAGAAUAAACAUUUGUUAAUAAUGUGGUUUAUUAAAAGCUCCUUAAUUGUACUUAUGAUUAAUAGUUACCUUUAUCUUUGAAUAUACUAAACCAUGCGCAUUCAUUCAGAUAUAAUUGAAAACACACUAAAACAUCAAAAUACAAGUAUGUUUAUAACGAUUUGUAAAUAACAAAUGUGUAUUUAUUGUGUUACUAAAU
Molecule: messenger RNA, 674 nt
Organism: Zerene cesonia (dogface butterfly)
Lineage: Eukaryota; Metazoa; Arthropoda; Insecta; Lepidoptera; Pieridae
Exons: 4
Coding region: 1-483 (160 amino acids)
Source: RefSeq, a predicted model, not a curated record